Vitis riparia (riverbank grape) is the source of this 393-nucleotide messenger RNA. RefSeq lists its product as uncharacterized. Lineage: Eukaryota; Viridiplantae; Streptophyta; Magnoliopsida; Vitales; Vitaceae. Bases 1 to 393 code for a protein of 130 amino acids. The record is from RefSeq and is a predicted model, not a curated record. The transcript has a single exon.
AUGGAUAUCAACGGCGAGGGGUUUCGGCUUCAAGAUAAGGUGUCAAGGCUGUGCAAUUGGUGCAAGGAGGGCUCAAGAGUAGGCUGGGCUUACGCAUCAAGCAACGAAGACUACUAUUUUCAUGUGGGCUGUGUGCCGGAGAUGAUGCUGGAGGCUGGGCAAAAUGAGGGUGGCGAUGGCAGUGGCAGUGAUGAUGAUGAUGAUGGUAAGAGUGUAGCGGUGGUGAGUAAAAUGAAGCUGCAGCUGCAACGCAAUUCAAAGGGAAAUGGGGGGAGAGGAAACAAGUAUUGGCAGAUGUUGAAGUCAAUACUGAGGAUUGUAAUGUGCGUUUUAUUAGGGGAUCCAACCAUAACUCUCGCUUGUGUGGUUACAAAGUCGCUUCUCUCCAAGUAG